This is a messenger RNA of Petromyzon marinus (sea lamprey), 10592 nucleotides long. Lineage: Eukaryota; Metazoa; Chordata; Hyperoartia; Petromyzontiformes; Petromyzontidae. The record is from RefSeq and is a predicted model, not a curated record.
CUUGCAGGGCGCCCUCGUCACGUGGCUCGUCGCGCGAUCACGUGGUUUGCUCAGACCGCGGGAAAAGCGAGGAGCGGAAUAGGGAGGGCAUCGUUGACCCGAGGAUGACGGAGAGGAGGAGAUUGUUUGAAGUCUUCCAGAACAAGCCUCCAUCCAAGACCUGGGGCCCCGGAGUGUGAGUUGGUUCCAUGAUCUAAGCGCGGCUUCCGCGGUGCAAGGGGAGGAGGAAGAGCAGGAGCAGAGCUCGCUAGGUGCUAUUCUAACUCCUGUUGACGAUGAACACCCACAUCGCAAAAAGCCAACGCCCCAGCGCAUCUCGCAGAGCUUGGGUGUGGAGAACUACACCGACGUGUCGUGGACGAGCUCCAUGCUGAGCCUUCCCUUCUCCCUGCUGCCUGCUGGGCCUGACCCCACAGCCACCUCCACCGUGUGGCCACAUCUGCCAGGACAGCAAGGGGAGAGUUGGAGUGAGGAGAGUAACAAGCGAGGCAGGGUGGCAAGAUGUUUGUUUCAUUGCCAAAGCAGAGAUCCUGAGCUUGUUCCCUUGCCUUCUCCACGGGCUUUUUCAUCUGAUGGAGCUGCUCAACCAAUGUCUGCUGAAGAAAACAAGAAAAAACUGCAGAUUCAGCAGCACGUUUCUAAAUUGCUGAUGGCACAAGGGGAAUGUGACAGUCAGCUGUGUGCUUUGGAUGACUCCAAGGAGCUGCUUUUGAAGUCUGAUGAUUUUUCACAAAAGCUCUGUAAGUCAAUAAACAUGGACAUUCAUUCGAACUUUGAGCCAUCACUGGUUCAUGAAGAAGACUCGGAGUUCAACAGAACAGCAAUGAAGAAUUUAUUCAUAGAUAGUCCCCUGCCUGAGUCACCUCUGGGAAACACCACACGUCACGAUAGCAUGUUAGUAGAUGGUCUUGCCAACAUUCAAGAGGAUUUGGCUACUUCGGGAGACUUGAUUCGUCCAAUUAGCGAUCCUCAGACCAGCAAGGCUGACUGUGGACUGUGUUCAAGGAAGGAGCCAUCUAUGUCACAGACAGUGGAAAAUCAAUCGGCGCCUGUCGAUGCUUUGCACCAGCAUGCUUCCGACAUGCACUGCAAACAGAUUUCCCAUUCUCAGCGUGACCAUGAAGUUGUCAGAAAUCCUACUCGUGAUGAUGCUGUGAGUGAAGAAAUUGCUAAUUCUGUAGGGCAAGUGAAAUUAGAAUCUCAAUCUGUCAUGGGCUUAAUCGAUGCAGAUUUUGUAAUGGACAUCAAUGGACCUCUACCUAAAUUAAACACGAGUACAUUAAGCAUAACAAAUAUAAACCCUAAUGCAAGUGAUCACAUCGCAUUGGGCAGUACAUAUUGCCAAACUGAGGCUUGCGAUCCCUGCAUUAAAAUCCACAGACAGCAAGUCAGUAGAUGACAUUUGGAAUAACGGUGAUUCGAAAUGGGACAUAUCUCCCACAGAUCUCGUGCUUAUGCAUUUAAGUACCCCAAAGUCCCAGAAGACAGCAUGCUGUUUGACAGACAUUGGGACUAACGUGCAUGUGAAGGAAAGUCAAGGAGAGAAAAUGGACCAGGGCAAUAAUUACUGCCUUCCGAGUCAAACGAACAAUGCGAAGUUCGAAUCGGAAAAUUACAUUCGUGAAGAACCAGCUGUGGAGGCCGUGACGAGUCCUGCGAACCCACGGGCUGAACUGCAAAUGUUCGCGCCAAUUGAAGAAACGCCUAGGAGGCCAUCAAGACUCGGCGUCACUCUGAGUGGAGCACCGGGGGCCCUGGGGACCCAUGCUCGCAACAGCGGCCGCAGCGGGUAUUGGCGCUGGUAGCGGCGGCGGCAGCAGUAGCAGCAUGUUUCUCUAUGUCAUCCCUGGGCCGGCGCAAAUCCAAGUUCAUCUACUCGGUUCAUUCAAACGUAAACCAGGCGCUGCCUCUGGCGCUCAACGAAAUGGUAAUGGGCGGAAUGUGAAGCAAGCGUCUCAUUUAAAGAAGCGCCGCCGCGUGGAUUCACAGAGGAUGUCCAGAGGACACCGUGCACAAUCUGUCCACCUCCACAGAUUUUACAACGCUGAAGACUUACAAUGCUCAGGAAGGCAGUUUUUGUUCAAGUCAGAGGUUACUGGAGAGUCUAGGAGUUCCUUGGCAAUGAAACGUCAACAAAUGCCCAAAGUUGAGACGACCCCUUACAAUAAACAGAAAGCAAAUGAGAGCGGUGAUUUUUCUGACCAUCUCAAUCAUGAAAAAAACAACAAACUUAGUGAACAAAGCGCUGCUCUCUUUGCAAUCGGUCACCUGAAAGAAUGCAGUGUGAGCCCUGUUGUCUGUGUGGACAAGGUAUCCAUGCCAGUAUUGUGCAACGACACUCCAUCCGUGCACAGUGGCACCUACAACUUCAGUACUCCAAACACAGAGCAGAAACUCUCCAUUUAUGCUGUGAAACAGAAGAUGCUUAGCAGCCACAGGUUUCCUGCUGCUAAAGCACUCACGCGGGAGAGGAAAUCUGAUUCGGACAGUCAGCUGCCAGGACUGAUUGCUCAUCCUGGCCGUGGGCUUCCCACUACGGUGGCCACCGAUAAAAUACUUCCGUCUGUAACAACGGAAUGUAAAAAAGAACCUGAAGGACGUUUUGCUGUUAUCCCCUUGUACAAGGAGUGAGAUGACUGGAGGAGUAUGGUCUCAAUGCUCGCCAAGUGAAGCCUAAUGCAGAGCUAUUUCAGCCUCCAUAUUCAGAACACAUGUCGGACGAUUCUCUCAUUAUUGCUGUGGACACAUGUAUGGAUGCAGGGCAUCCUUCUGCGCACCCUGUGAAAUGUGAUGAAGCAGCACCAGAAGAAGAUGAAACCCCUGCAGGCCAUGAUGCUAGCCCGAAGGCAGUUUCUGCAGCUCAGUGUGAAAGACCAAAUUCAUUAUGCGGAGUCACUGAUGAAAGCCACGUAGCUGAACGAUUGCAUGGAGAUAAUUCUGUGAGUGAAGAAGUUCUUGGGCCGUUUCUGCCAGUGAACCAUGUAAUCACAGAGAGUGACGCACCAUUACCUUCGCUGGAUAGAUUGUAUAAAAGUUCAAAAAAUAUGAUUGUUUCAAGCUUCCAUUCUUAAAAACAGAUCCUUGUAGUUAUUUGUCACCACAGUGGAUGAUAAAGAUCUGUCUAGAUUCGAAACUUCUUUGUCGAUUAAUGUUGGAGAAAGGCAUGACAGACACAGCAUAAGUCGUGCUCCAUUAGAGCAUGUCUUAAGUAUAAAAGAUAAUGUUCCAAUUGACCAAAGAACUCGAGAAAUUCAAAAUGCCAACAACUAUCAAUCGCUUCCCAUGACAAUGUUCAAUGAACUUCAGAAGACAUCCAAUGAAACUAAUUCUGUGUUCGCUAUCGCAACUGAAAAUGCUAAAUCCAUUGUGGCCGAUGCAGAAGAUGAGCCGCAGCAUCCAACAGGGCUCUUGCCUGCCAAGCGGCCCUGCCCAGAUAUCGAUGUACACGAUAUUCAUCAGUCCGUGUUCUGUUGGCAGGGCAACUCGAGCCCGUGGUGUUUCUGAAAUGCACCAUCAUGCCCCCACCGUGGAUCACCUGGCCCACAGACUUUGGCUUCUUCGAGUGGUUUAUACAGCAGAGCAGCACCUCGCGGACUUACAGGCACAAUUGGCACUUCGAGCAUUUAUUCUGGUUUCCAUACGGCAUCCAGAAAACUAAUUCCUGUUUCGGAUGACAAAAUCGAAAAAGCUAAAAAUAUUUUCAAAGAUAUCGAGGAAAUAUCGUGGACGGAAGAGAGCAGCGUCGAUGUUCAGACUGUUGAGGUAAAGAAACCUUCGUAUUCUAGCGCACAUUCAUCCAACGUUCCAGCAAGAUCUAAUGAUGAUGCCUUGGCACCCUGUGUCCUGCAGGAGCAAAAGCCUAACACAGUUUCUAAACAGCUGGAGAAGGUAACAUGUAACGACAGCAGAACUAUAACCUUUAGCGCGUCCACAUUUAAACAAAACGUUGAACUUACUGAAAGCCAAUCGGCAGAGGUGGAAGCAAUCACGAAUAUGAUGGAGCUCACGGGUAGCCAGUUUGAGUUCACACAGGCAUGUAUGCCUGCGGUACCACCGCGUUUGUUUCCUCGGGAAGGGCUGACAUUAGGAAGAACCGGUGAUAGGCUGCAUCCUCACGGCAGUGGUUCUGCUCAGGGUAUUUUACAGGCAAGGACUGCAGAUGACCAUCAGACUGAUACUACUACCCCUGAUGAGCAUCGAUGUAGACAGGAGGCAUGUGGCUUGGAAACCCCUCCUAAAGACUCAACAAUACUUUCAAAACAAGUGUUAAAAUUACUGUCAGGUUUCCAAGACCCCAGUGAAUUCCAAAAUGCUCACCAGUCAAGGUUCCUUGACAUUUCCAAAGUUUCUGCAUGGAAAUCUGAUUGCACACCACCCACUACUCACGAUGGAGCCUCCAUUGUCAGCAUUAAAAGAUAUCAUGAAGAUUUUGAUAUCCAAUUUAUACAAUCUGCCGAGCAGCCCAGUACACUACAAUCAUCAUAUUUGAAACUCGGAAAGCCUGUUCAAGCAUGUAUUAAUCAUCGUCCAGUGCCAGCUGAAAGUUUAAGCAAAGAAUCUUCCGUAUCAAAUACACGUUCAAAGGCACAAGAGUGUAAUGCUGUUAGUGCAUUUUGUGAAGAUAUAUUAAUUGAGAAUUACCCUGACAAUGUGCUGAAAGGACAAGUAGACAACGUAAUUCAAAGUACCAGAGGAGAUCAAGGACGAAACCUGCCGAGCUCCACAAUCUUCCAGGAGAAUAGAGAAAAGAGAGAUAGAGCACAGAGUAGUACUGCGAAUUUUACCAACGAGGGAGGGUUCCAGACAGCUGCUGGUCAAACGAUAGUUCUGUCUGAAUCUGCAAUUCAGAAGGGCAGAAGUAUUUUUAAAGAUGAUAUUAAUUUAAAUGAUGUUACAGAAGCUAACGACAGACUCAUUCAGACCUCAUACAACAUUGAUUGUUCAGUUGAAAAUAAUGCAGCCCAGCAAAAUGUAAAAUCCCAUGGAAGUACAAAUGAUAAAACGUUAGAGCCCUGCUUAGGUUUCUCAGUGGGCAGUGGCAUAAUUAUAAAUGGUGGCAUGUUACCUCUUCAACACAGCGGAGGCUUCCAUCCGCAAUCAGAUUUGAGUUUCAGGAGCAAAUAUCAAUCGGGAAAAAAUACAAAUGUGAAUGUCAAGUUAGAUACAAAGACGAGCAACAUUCGUCGUUCUCGAAACAUUACGGCAAUGAACAAUUGUGUAGCAACAAAGCCGCCAUGCUUGACACACGUGCAAGCUGACAGUGGCAACACACGCAUUUUAGAAAUGAUACCAGAUAAAGAAAGAAGCCAACUUUUAGAAAAUACCAGCAUCCAAUGUAUACACAAGAUGGGUGAGACUACGGCAAGCGACAGCGUCGCUUCAGAAAACAAACGCGAAGCGAACAUUGUCCACUUAGAGCACAGCGCACAUCUCGCCAACCAGGGGUUUCAAACUGCCAGCGGGAAGAAGGUGACCAUCAAUGAAUCAUCUUUAAAAAGAGCAAAAGAGUUAUUUGAAGAAUUCACUGUUGCAGGAAAUGAAGACCAUUGUAGAGAUAAUGUAAACAAGCGUGAUGAUCCGCCUACACGUAUUCUGCCCGAAAGUUCAUUAGAUGUCUUUCAUGGAAUUGGCACUGUAGGUGGAAGAGGUGUUACAUUUGAAAAUUUGCCACCCACUGAGGAUGUGAAGAUGGGCGUCGAAAGAUUUUCGGCAGCAGCAGAAGCCAGAGUUGAAAGCGACGAUGAUGGAAAGCUGAACUGCACACAAAAUAAAACUGUUAUGCGACCACCACUUUUCUUGCACAAGUCUGCUGUUCAUAUAAAGGGCCAGAAUGAGCCUGGACAACAAAUGGACAGCUUGAAUAACUAUGUAGGUUGUAAUAACAUUUUGGAAAGUGACAAUUCUGUUUUGAAUACGGCUAUGGUGGGAUUUGCAAACUGCUUCAGUACAGCCAGCGGAAAGUCCAUUGAGGUUUCAGAAGAGGCCUUGCACAAUGCCCGAAAGAGAUUACAGGAGGUUGACAUCUCUGAACGGUCCGAGUUCAUCAAAAAUCCCAUUCAGAGUGACAUAAAGCAGAUUGAAAAUGCCGUUCAGCGAGUCCCAGCCAAUCUUUCUGAUUCUUUCUUAAGCAAAAGUGGCACCGAUGCACAUUGCAGAGUUCAUUCUCCAGAAAACCUUUCCUCUCCCACCGUUAAAGCCACACAGUUAAUUCCACCCGUACAAUUUUACACGGGUAGAGGAUCUAAAGUAAACAUUUCGGAAGAAAGCCUCGAAAUUGCCAAGAGGCAGCUGUCCAAAACAACGUGUGAAUAUCGUCUACCAAGGAUUCUAAACGCGGACGUCGCACACGUGAAACGGAAUACUGACCGUGGCUCGGAGCUGCCCCAUGGCGGCAAGCCACAGAGGGCCGGGGGGCGGCUGCAGGGUGGGGCCAACGACGGCCUGGUGCGGGAGGCGCUCCGUUCACCUGGGGUGGCGGAGCGAGAGCGCCUCUCACCCAGGAGCCCAGACUCUCGCGUGAGACAGGAAACAGAAGAGAGUGUCAUUGCCUGGCUCCAGGACGAGGACACGGAUCCGGCGUCUCCACAUCAUUUGGCAGCCCCCCUAACACCGGAGUCUCCGUCACUGCGUGCAUGGGCCGCCCCUAAUGCACAUCAAGUCGCAGCUAAAAGGCCAAGGCACAGUGAAUCCUUCCCUACAGGAGAGCCACCCUUGAAGCGGCAGCUGCUGUCCGAGUCUGACGUGGGGGCGAGCGCGGAGCCUCUGCUGGAGCCGAGCGUCAGCAGCCCAGACGGCUUUUACGAGAAGAGAAGACGGCUUCCACAUGGUACCGUGUUGCGGCCUUCCGUUUCAAGUCCUUAUUGCGACCUCAGGGAGCAGAAGCAGGCUGCUCCCGCGAUCGACACGAGGCAGCAGCGGCAGCAGGGAUUGGCCAAGGGCACUGCGAGCCCAUCAGGCGCCCCGCACGCGCACAACCACAAGGCCGGGGCCUUCUUGCCGCCCUUCCGCGUCUCCCAGCCCAAGGCUUUGUCGGCAGCGCGGGGCGUGCGCGCUUUAUCUGCGGGCGUGCACGCGCCGCCAUCCGGAGGCUGGUUCCCCGAUGCCGCUGGGCGGCUAACAACGUUGAGCGGCGAGCCCGGGGUCGUGGGCGGCGAUGACAAGCACGCGGGGGGGCGCUGCUCGCCGCUGACGAGACGUGAGGGCGCUGCAUCACCGCCGCCGCUCCCGGCCGUGGACGCAGUGGGGAGCGCCCAGUGGUUGGCUCGGUUGGAGAGCGCUCGCACGAUGCAGGAGCUGCGUGUGAGCCAGAAGCGAGGGCAGGCGGAGCAUGCGCUGCCCGGCGGCCUGCUGGCGGCACGGGGCGCGGCGCCUGCCAGGGUCUCCCUGCGCUCGGCCGUCGGCGGUGGCACGCCGGGGUCAUACAUUUACGAGCAGCUGCUGCGCUACGGGGUCAGCGCUGGCGUGACGGACGUGCGAGCGGACACCGCUGAGGCGUUCCGCUUCCACUGCGAGCAGCAUUUCAGCUGGCGGGCGGUGUGCGGGGGCUCCGGCUUCCGGCUGGCGGAUGGCGGGUUGCUCGUCCCUGACCACGUGGGCACCGCCGGCAAGGAGGAGUUCUACAAGGCGCUGUUGGACACGCCGGGCGUGGAUCCCGGGCUGGUGGACGCUGCGUGGGCCUACAACCAUUACCGCUGGCUCGUGUGGAAGCUGGCCGCCAUGGAGGUCGCCUUCCCUGCCCACUUUGCUGGCCGUUGCCUCACCCCGGAGGUUGUUUUGCUGCAGCUCAAGUUCAGGUACGACGUGGAGGUGGACGGCAGCAAGAGGUCGGCCAUCAGGAAGAUAGUGGAGCGCGACGACGUCGCUUCGCGCACGCUCGUGCUGCUUGUCUCGAAGCUCACGGGCGCAGACGCCGCCUCCGUGCCAGGGCCGCCGGGACCGCCGGGGCCGUCGGGGCCACCCGAGCCGGGUUUAGCGCUCGAGCUCUCGGACGGCUGGUACGCCCUGCCCGCGCUGCUGGACGCGCCGCUGGCCGCGCUGACUAGGCAGGGCCGCGUCCGCGUCGGCCACAAGCUGAUCGUGCACGGGGCGGAGCUCGUCGGGGCGCAGGAGGCCUGCCCCCCUCUGGAGGCGCCCCCCUCGCUCGCGCUCAAGAUCUGCGCUAACAGCACGAGGCGGGCGAGGUGGGACGCCCGCCUCGGCUUCUAUCGCAACCCGGGGCCCUUCCCCCUGGCUGUGUCCUCGCUGCUGGCGCACGGCGGAGCCGUAGGCUGCGUGGACGUGGUGGUGCUGCGCGUCUACCCCCUGCAGUGGAUGGAGAAGCUGGCGAGUGGGGGCUACGUGUUCCGGAGCGAGCGCGCCGAGGAACGGGAGGCGCGUAGGAGAAGCGGCGAGCAGCAGCGAGCGCUGGAGAGCCUCUACGCUCGGCUGGAGAACGACCUGGACGAGCGGCACAAGGGACGGGACAGAAAUAAACCAAGGAAGAGCAUGGCAGAGAUCCAGGCACUGCAAGACGGAGCAGAACUCUACGAGGCUAUAAGGGACUCAGUGGAUCCUUGCUAUGUGGAGUCGUGCCUGAGUCAUGAGCAGGCAAGGACCCUGCACAGCCACCGGCAGGGCCUGGCUGACCAGAAGAGGACCGAGAUGCAGGCCGAGCUGUGCAAGGCCCUCUCCUCCGCGGACGGCUCCAGCGGCGGCACUCAGAGGGACGUCUGUGCGCUGUGGAAGCUGCGGGUCGCCAGCUACGGAGACGAUCGCGGAAGGUCGCACACGGCAGGGAACAUACUGAGCAUCUGGAGGCCAGUGCCGGAGCUGCACUGCUUGCUCAGGGAGGGGCUGCGCUUCCGCAUUCACCACUUGGCUGCGUCGCAGGGCAGAGGGCAUCUUGACGCCGGAGACGUGCAGCUUGCAUCCUCCAAGAAGACCAAGUACCAGCAAAUGCAGGCUUCAGAGGCGCUGAUCGGCACCAUCUACCAGCCAAGGCAGGCUGUGGCCUUCUUCGAUUUGUCAUUGCCCGACUUCUGGCCCCCAUACUCGGAGCUAGACGUUGUCGGCAUCGUGAUCUCCAUACAAAGCUUGGCAGGGGGAGGAACUCAGACUGUGGUCCUGGCCGACGAGGGCCGGCGGCUGGCGAACGUGCGCAUCUGGGGCGGCCUGGCCGCGGCUGCGGCCGAGGAGCUGGUGCGCCCACGGGCUGUCCUCGCCAUCACCAACCUGCAGUGGCGGCCGGCGGGAGCGCCGCGCGCCGGCACCGCCACCCCCGUGCUGUUUGCCGGGGAGCUCUCCAGCUUCUCCCUCAACCCCAAGGAGCAGCAUCUGCGCCACAGACAUUCAGCCCUGAGAGCCGCCGUUCCGGAUGUGAAGAGCUUUGUUCAGGAGGUAGAGGAGAAGCUUCUGGGGCAUGGAGCACAGCCAGAGGAGUGUCGCGUCGCGCUCGCGGAGAAGCCGAGCCCCGGCAGCGGUGGCCGUUUGCAGCGCAGCGGCAGCGGUUUGCAGCGCAGCGAUAGCAGUGCCGCGGCCGCCAGAGCCAGCCCAGCCUCCAUCAGCCUGGAAAAAAGAAAGAGGAGCCUGAGCUACCUGAACGGAAUCCCUUCACUUCCGCCCGUGUCUCCCCUCGUCGCGACCUCCACGCCAGUGGCCCGCAGAGCCUUCCGUGCGCCACGCUACGUACGUGGCGACUCUGAAAGCAGCAUCGGGCCGUCACACGCCAACCCACACGCCAACCCACACGCCAGCCCACACGCCAGCCCACAGGCUAAUCCACCCGCCAUCUUGCAUAUAAAGCCGCACGCAGCCUCACCAAGGCCUCACACCCCACCUGUCAGCACGCCCACAAACCAGUCCUCUUCUGCGCAUUUUGAAGAUGAAUUCCCCAAAGACUCUGUUGCGGAUGAAGAUCUCAUGAUGAUCGAUACUCAGGCUCUUUUGCAUAAACAAACACAAGGCCACGCUUGCAACCCUUACAAGUCUGCAGUUCAGGAAAGCGACGCCUCUUUGGAUGCGGCAGCCGGCAAAGUAGAAGCUGCGGCCAUUUCGGGCACAAGUGGCGGGGAGCGCGUCCCAGCCCCGAGUGGCGCGACAGCCCCUGGGCCCGUGCCGCCCAAUGUGGCCCACACGGCGUGAGCAGGCCCAGGGUGCCCCCCCCCCGCGCGUCUGUGUACGGCCUGUUGGGCCAUGGACAAGGUGUGGGUCGGGGGGGUCACUGCGGACCCGAAGUGCGCCGGCUGUGGAUGAAGGAGACUGAUCCCAGGCAAAGCUAGGAAUCUGCACGGUCAAUGCAAGCACAGCUCACUGCUCACCCAUUCUGCUGAAUCGCAGCGUGCCAUUCACUGUGUCAUGAGAAAGGAGUCUGCUUGCAGGAAAAUCUGAGACAAUACAACCUGGCGUAACCUCAAUCAAAUCAACAUUCAGUUUCAUUGUUGUUAAUAGACUUAGAUUUAAGACAUACUGUAAUAAAAAAAAGGUUAAUACCAGACGUUGGCAUUUGGUAUUUCAUAUACAUAUGCGUGUAUUUUUGGCUGAAAGAAAAAUGCAACUCGUGGGUUGUGACAUCUGUGUGAAGCUUUGUUAAUUAAAGAAAACAUUGUCUUGUGAAA